UUUUACUCAAGCAUCUACCAGAAUUAAAUCAGUCUAGCUAUUAUUAAUGUGUAUUCUCGGUGAGUUAACUAACAUUUAUGACAUUUGGCAGACAAUAGGACUUUUUAGGGAUACUUUUGUUGAUAUUAGGAACGCAUCGCUGUCGAUAAAAAAAAGGAUUUAAUAAAAACAAUAAUGGAAAAACCUGGCUGUAGAUGUUACAUGUACCGGUACACACAUAGUAGAUCUUUACAAAUACGGUUGGAUCAUAAAUAUAACACAAAACUAAAAUGAAAAACAUGUCAAUAACAUUGAUAUAACGCUUACUCUUCACAUAUACAGUGAAAUACUUAAAAACCGCAUGGAAUAGACUGGGCGCAGCCAUGUUGUUUACCCUAUCGACAGCUAUAGUUCGCGGUAAUUUGGUCAUCGUCCGGCGAAUCACCUGGACCCAUCAUUUUCAUGUGUAUUCAUACACUUACCUCCGAGCCUACGUUCGCAGACGGAGGCGAGGUGUUCCGAUUGAUCCUACAUGUAGGACAUCGGCUGCUUGUGCAUGUACACGAAGUGUCUGAUAAUGUUGUCAAUAUGGAACAGAGUUCAAUAUGCUGCUCCUCAGAAAAUCCAGGUACUUCCACUGCUGAUGCACAGCCUCAGGGUUGUGGUCCACUACCCCAGAACACCAAGAAUACAGACUUCAGACUUAUUCUGUUGCUAAAAUCUGCAAAAGGAGACGAAGGGGAGGAUCCUUAUCAAAAGUUGCUGACAGAAGCUGGUAUUAAGGCUGUCCUCUGCUCAGUGCUGAAUUUUGACUUCCUGAACCUUGACUUUUAUGGAACACAACUAUCAAGGCCAGAUGAGUUUUCAGCAAUUGUAUUCACCAGCCAGCAAGCUGUGAAAGCAACAAAAAUGGUGCUAGAAUCGGUGUCAGGUGAAGAAAUGCAGUCCUUCGAAAACUGGACCUGCUACGUCGUUGGACAGGCCACUGCCACUGAAGCCCAGCGUCUGGGUUUCCGGCCUCAAGGUGAGGAAAGUGGCAGUUCUGAUGCUCUGUCAGAAAUUAUACUCAAAGAUUUAAGUCACCACAACAGACCUAUUUUGUAUCCAUGUGGAAACUUAAAACGAGAUACCUUACCAAGAAAGAUGAAAGAAAAUGGUAUAGACCUACAGGAAGUUACAGUUUACCAAACUAUCCCACGGGUAGACAUGGAGACACAGAUCAGGGAUAUUGUAAGGAAAGAGGGUACCCCAAGUCACAUGGUGUUCUUCAGUCCGUCAGGAGUUGAAGCCAUUCUUCCUGUCCUGCACUCCUCUUGGUUUCCAAAAGACCAGAUAAAGUAUAUCUCCAUUGGACGUACUACUAGUCAAGCGAUGACGAAGCACCGGGUGCCAAUUACAGGAGUCUGUUCCAAGCCAGACCCUCAAUGUCUUCUUGAUGCAGUACUCAGAGAAAUAUAAUAGACUGGACAAGGGUUAAUUUAAAAUGUAAAUAUCGAUAUUUUGAGGAAUGCGAUUCGUCGUUAGAUGUACCAUUUCAUAUAUUUCUGCGCUAGUUAGUCGCUUCAAUCCAUGUGUAUUUUGAAUGUCAUUUAAUAUUUUCUUUUUUGAUAUUGCAAUUAAGGUAAUAUUAACCGUAGAUCUACGUGUUUUGCACGUGCAUGUACUCCAAUGUUAUCAAUAUAAUUGUUGUUUAGUUUUUUACUAUAAGUUUGUGUACGUUAGAUGUGACGAUGACCUGUUGUCCUCGUGUUACUGCAUGAAGUGUCUCUGUUCAAAGCUAUUAUGUACUUUAUUUUUAUUAAGGCUAAAUCACGGUAUUUAUUAAAAAAAAAUGAUACGAA
Molecule: messenger RNA, 1820 nt
Organism: Pecten maximus
Lineage: Eukaryota; Metazoa; Mollusca; Bivalvia; Pectinida; Pectinidae
Product: uroporphyrinogen-III synthase-like
Exons: 9
Coding region: 442-1437 (331 amino acids)
Biological process (GO): uroporphyrinogen III biosynthetic process
Molecular function (GO): uroporphyrinogen-III synthase activity
Source: RefSeq, a predicted model, not a curated record